UAUAACUCGGCCGCCCGCAACCUCCCCCCCCCCCCCGUAACCCCUCUGAGUCUCCCUCUCUCUCGGUCUCCUUCUCCGUCGGCUCCGUCGUCGUCUCCAUCGGUCUCUGAAGUCCUUCUGUCUCAUCUCUCUGUCUCCGUCGUCUGUCUCUGUCGCAUCAGCCGCCCCGCCUCUGUGUCUCUCAAAGUGCCCCUCUCUGAGUCUCUCUGUCUCACGGUAUCCCUCUCUAAAAGGUUCAUUAAUGGAGAUCCAGACAGAUGAGAAAGAAGGCUCUCUUAUUCUGCUGAAACAAGGAGCUGAAGCUAGAAUUUUUGAGUCGGAUUUUGUGGGAAGGAGGUCCAUUGUCAAGGAACGCUUCUCAAAGAAGUAUCGACAUCCAACUUUGGAUUCUAAACUUACUCUUAAGCGCUUAAAUGCUGAGGCCAGGUGCAUGACAAAAGCAAGACGACUUGGAGUUGCUACUCCUGUGUUGUAUUCUGUGGACCCUGUGCUUCAUACUCUUACAUUUGAGUAUGUAGAGGGUCCUUCUGUCAAAGAUGUGUUACUUGAAUUUGGGUCACAUGGUGUUGUUGAAGAACGAUUAAAUGAUAUUGCUUCACAAAUUGGGGAUGCAAUUGGAAAAUUACAUGAUGGCGGCCUCAUCCAUGGUGACUUGACCACAUCAAACAUGUUACUCAAAAGUGGUACCAAUCAGCUCGUCCUCAUUGACUUUGGUCUGAGCUUCACUUCAACCCUUCCGGAAGAUAAAGCUGUCGAUUUAUAUGUACUUGAACGAGCACUUCUUUCCAUGCAUUCUUCGUGUGGGAAUGUGAUGGACCGGAUACUUGCUGCCUAUCGGAAAUCAUCAAAACAGUGGUCAUCCACAUUUAACAAGCUUGCUCAAGUGCGUCAAAGAGGACGAAAACGGACCAUGGUUGGAUGAGCUGUUUUCAAAUAUCUUUACCCAUUAAGGUAAAAGAAGAGAAUAUUCUAGUGGACAGACUUGUUUUAAGAUAUUUGUUAAUGUAUCUACACGUUUGUGCAUUGGCACAACGAUUUAACGAAAUGCAGAUGCUCUGAACCUCUGAGUGCUCAAGACGUGAAAAUUUUCUCGUCUACAAUUAAAUAGGUUGCUAUGCACCUGUAAAA
Juglans microcarpa x Juglans regia is the source of this 1128-nucleotide messenger RNA. RefSeq names its product EKC/KEOPS complex subunit TP53RK. The transcript has 7 exons. Gene Ontology annotation, cellular component: nucleus; cytosol; EKC/KEOPS complex. The coding region runs from base 242 to 922 and encodes 226 amino acids. The record is from RefSeq and is a predicted model, not a curated record. Gene Ontology annotation, molecular function: protein serine/threonine kinase activity; ATP binding. Gene Ontology annotation, biological process: protein phosphorylation. Lineage: Eukaryota; Viridiplantae; Streptophyta; Magnoliopsida; Fagales; Juglandaceae.